This is a messenger RNA of Morone saxatilis (striped sea-bass), 631 nucleotides long. Its product is annotated as pancreatic progenitor cell differentiation and proliferation factor B-like. The record is from RefSeq and is a predicted model, not a curated record. The annotation marks the transcript as partial. The transcript has 2 exons. Gene Ontology annotation, biological process: cell differentiation; multicellular organism development. NCBI's taxonomy places the organism in Eukaryota, Metazoa, Chordata, Actinopteri, Moronidae.
GCAGCUGCUGGUUCUCUGUGUAGACUCAGAGCCUUUACACCUCCUUUAUGUGCCUCCACAGGACUCCCCAAGCAGGACUCUGGCCACUGGUGGUCCAGUUUCUUCUUUGGGAAGCAGCCAGGGAUGACCCCACUGACUGAGGAGGCACAGCAGAAGGCGGGGGUCCCGGGCGCGGUGACGAACGGUCAGAUCACCUGCGUUGCGAGGGAGAUGGUGAUGCAACGGCAGGUGAGCGAGAGCAGCGAAGCAGGAACCCCCACCUCCUCCUGAUCCCGCGGCCUCUCUGACCAACGCUAGGUGACGGGAGGAUGUCCCGUUUACAACCUUAUUAGUUUUUUUUAAUAUUAUUCAUCGUAGUGUAGGCUGCCUUACCUGUUUAUGUUUUGGUAACCUUGUGUUUUUUUUUAUUUUUUUUAUUGACAACAAAGAAAAAAAAAUGAAUAAAAAAAAACAACCAAAAAAAAACAAGACGAUGAUGCAACUGAUAAGCUCCUUUGUUUUUUUUAACAUUUGUACUGUUCUGUGUUUGUAAUACUGUGGUGCAUACACCUCCACAUGCCUUUGUUGAACAUUUUUCACUUUUGUCACCCUGUGAUUGCAAAUGCAAUAAAGUAGACUCUUGCAGCCUAAA